This is a messenger RNA of Elgaria multicarinata webbii, 3010 nucleotides long. It is a transcript of the gene PPP1R1B, whose product is annotated as protein phosphatase 1 regulatory inhibitor subunit 1B. The transcript has 9 exons. The record is from RefSeq and is a predicted model, not a curated record. Lineage: Eukaryota; Metazoa; Chordata; Lepidosauria; Squamata; Anguidae. Gene Ontology annotation, biological process: intracellular signal transduction. The coding region runs from base 48 to 869 and encodes 273 amino acids. Gene Ontology annotation, molecular function: protein phosphatase inhibitor activity. Gene Ontology annotation, cellular component: cytoplasm.
GCGGCAGCACACUCAGUCCCGCGCGGCGCCCAAGCCAGAGAGCCCCCAUGGAGCCCAGCGUCGACCCCAAGGAGCGGAAGAAGAUCCAGUUCGCGGUGCCUGCGCCCCCCAGCCAGCUGGACCCCAGGGCCGUGGAGAUGAUCCGUCGGCGAAGACCAACACCAGCCUUGCUGUUCCAGCUUUCAGAAACUUCAUCGCCUGAAGAUGAAGCAACCCCAUACCAGAGAGCUUUGGGUGAAGGCUACCACCUUAAAAACAAAAGAAACUCCCCGUGUGUCUACACACCUCCUUCUCUUAAAGCUGUGCAGCGCCUAGCACAAAGCCAUUUGGAAUCCAAUAGUUCCUGGAUGGAUGAAGACUAUGCUGAAGAUGCUGAGGAAGAUGAAGAAGACGAAGAGGAGGAGGAGGAGGAAGAGGAGGAAGCUCAGGAUUCAGAUGACACCGUGAGGGAGAUGCCUGGCCUGUGUAAGCCUAGAGUAUCCCCAGGACAGAAACAGCAGGGUUCAGGUUCCAAGACAGCAUUGCUAAGGCAAUGCACCGUUUUGGAGAAUAAGCCCAAAGAACCUGAGCACCCUGUCUAUCCAGCUCUCUCCAAAUCACAGAAACGGAAAGGUAAAUGUGGACAGAAAGUGUCCUUCGCUGGAUCUGUAGAGGAGGUUCCCACUGAAUCAGAGAAACCAGAAGGGGCUGAAGGAGGAGAAGCCCCAGACCAGCAGAACCAGGACACGGAGGUGGAACAGGGAAAGGAAGACCCACCUCUAACAGAUCAUGCCAUGGAGCUGAGUCGCUCCAGCUGGGAAGAGAGACCUCCCUGUGCUCUUAACCUGGAAAACCGUUCCUCCCCACCUCCAAUUCGCACAACCACCUAACGUAGGAGGUGAAGGGUUGAGUUGGGAGCUGUCCUGUCGACAGAGAACUCUCAUUUUUCACCAAGACAAAUGGGAUUAUUUCCUUUAACAACUAUUUUCUCUUUUCUGUUCCAAUUUGAUCUUUCAUUUGGCAGUGUUUGGUUUGUGUUCAGUGAAUUAUUUAAUACAGAGAAAGAGUGAAUGGAAAGCUGUUUGGCACAGAAGCUAGGAAUAAAACUUCCACGUUCAGGUGAAGGAUAUCCCAGGUGUCCAGAUGCUGGUGACAAGUGACAUAGUAUGGCUAUCUCUCUUGUUCCUUGUUUGUGAGAUUCCCAGGGGAGGCAAGGACAUCGGGCUAUCUGAAAUGCAGUGCUGGCCUAAAUGCUCAUUUGAUGUGAUCCAGCAUGGCAAUUUUUAGAUUUUCAUAACUCUGCUCAUCCACUUAGAUCUGAAAUUCUGUAACUAUGUUCUGUGAGACCAGUGGAAAUGGUUUUAUUAAAGGGAUUCAGGUAACUGGGGUGCUUCCAGACAGAUGGCUACCAGACGAAAGACAGCUAUUCUGUCUUUCCCUCCUUAAUAGCUUUUGGGUGCUUCCAGACAGAGGAUUCCUAGCACUAGCUAUCAGAAGGCAUUGUGCAGCUGUUCUGUCUUUUUCUCAUUAACGGUUUUUGCAUGUUAAGGGAAAUGACGGAAGUAGUAGUAAGAAAACAUGGGAGGGUUAUGAGUAGAAGAUGCCAUCUGGACCUCUAUAAAUGUCCGUGAAUGAGGUAGGCCAAUAGUGCCAUAAAUGUUGCAUCUGGAAGUAGCCUUUUUUGUUAAGAAAAAAAAUGGAAGAAGUGGUAGGAAAGCAGAAAUGGAAUGCAAAGGUAUCUAGACCACCUCCAAAAUUCCAUGAAUGAGGCAGAGUGAUUGCACAGUAAAAACCUUAUUUGGAAGCGCACCUGAUCUGAGGAUAUUGCCAUUAUAGAUUUUUGGUAGUCACAUUAGAAAACAUGCAAGUGUCCCAGUAACUAGCAACUGGAGCUGGGUUCAGAUUGAUAACCUAGAGGGAAGAACUCUAAUUGGUCCACUUCUAACGUCUCUCACCAUUCAUCUCUCUGAAACCCACAAAUCAAGAUCCAACAAGUUUGUAUAGUCGAAGCUGCUCUUUCGCUUUCUUUGCCCUUUGACCCCAUUCCAUCACUCUCUCUGUGUGUGUAUUGGGCAACGCCUUUCCAUUUGCCUCUCUGCUCUAUUAAAGCUUUGUAAAUAAAUGAGAUGUUUAAAGAAUGUUUUAUGGAGAAAGGAGCAGCCUCCAGCUUGAGGUAAGCAAGCUUCUAUUUACUGCGUCAGCCAAGAAUUACAGAAGCAAAGGUUUCCAUAACUCUGCAGGGUUUAUUUAUUUAUUUGCAAAUUAUCUGUAACUGCAUGCAGUGACAGUGGGUGUUACAGAGCAUAGGACGCCGUCUGUGGAGUAGUUGUCCUUGUCUAAACCAAAGCUGACAUUUCACAAAAGCCAUUUUCUGAAGAAGUAAACAAGCUGAGUUUUUUCUUUUUCCCAUCACUCUAAAAAAGAAGGCCACUUCGCAGGAUUUUCUCUGAAUAUUCUCCAUUUUUUGUGAUGACUGCCAUUGUCUCCCCACAAUGACACAAGAAUUGUGGCACUGUGGAGGAUUUACAAGAGUGGCUAGGCUGCCAACGUAGUUGUGGCUGCUGCAACAGCAUCAAUAACAGCAACCUUAGGGGGAAAAGAGAUUAGCUGUGCUACUGCUAAUGGUGAAGCUCCCCAUGAGAAACUAUUGGGAAACCAUUCCUUCCCCUGAAGAAAUUCAUUGGCAUGGUGCCCUCCAGGUUCUUUGCUCGCAAAUAAGGUGGAGAAUUUUGAGAGGCCGUUGGUGCACAGUUCUACAACCUGCAUCUUCAUUAAAACUUUAAUUCUGGCUCCCAAAAGGCAGCCCAACUAAACCAGUUCCCAAAUGUUCAAGUCCAAGUUUUGGCAAGUUUCCAUGGAAAAGAAAUUUAACCCUUGAUCAAUAGCAUUUGGUAAGGCUGGUCAGGUCAGUUACAACUGCCUUCCCCAGUUUGCAUAACAGAACCUUUUAUACAUACUGCUUGAAACAUUAAUUGAAAAGAUAAGAAAUGUAGGCUGCCUCCACACUCUUCUCUCCUAUACCUAUUUUGUA